AUGCUAAAUCUCGCAGGGAAUAACUUCGAAGACUUGGGUGUACAAGAUUUAGCUAAUGCAUUAACACACAACACAACACUUAUGACACUUGGUCUGGGAUAUUGUAGCAUUGAAGAUGUUGGAGCACAAUAUUUGGGUGAUGCAUUACAACAUAACAUAACACUUACCACACUAAGUCUCAAAUCUAACUACAUUGCAGAUGUUGGAGCACAACAUUUGGCUAGUGGAUUACAACAAAACACGACGCUCACCACACUAGAUCUUGCGAAAAAUUAUAUUACAGAUGUGGGAGCACAACAUUUAGCUGAUGCAUUACGACAAAACACGACAGUUACCACACUUAAUCUCGGAUGGAAUGAAAUCGGAGAUAUUGGAGCACAAUAUUUAGCUAAUGCAUUAAAACACAACACAACGCUUACCAUACUUAAACUGGAUGGAAAUCGAAUUGAAUUUGAUGUUAUACGUGAAAUUGAUGAAUUUGUUGAACGGAAUGCAAGUGAAAGACAACCGUAG
Molecule: messenger RNA, 513 nt
Organism: Adineta steineri
Lineage: Eukaryota; Metazoa; Rotifera; Eurotatoria; Adinetida; Adinetidae
Source: the annotation of a GenBank genome assembly